This is a messenger RNA of Schistocerca americana (American grasshopper), 1653 nucleotides long. RefSeq lists its product as uncharacterized. Gene Ontology annotation, biological process: chromatin remodeling. The record is from RefSeq and is a predicted model, not a curated record. Gene Ontology annotation, cellular component: nucleus. Lineage: Eukaryota; Metazoa; Arthropoda; Insecta; Orthoptera; Acrididae. Gene Ontology annotation, molecular function: catalytic activity. The transcript has 2 exons. Bases 1 to 1653 code for a protein of 550 amino acids.
AUGACAAUAGGGACAUGGAAUGUCAGGACCCUCCUGGACGUGAACAAUUACAGACCAGAGAGAAGAACUGCUCUUAUCACCCAAGAACUAGCCCGUCUAGAUAUAGACAUAGCUGCCUUGAGUGAGGCAAGACUCUCAGGUGAGGGACACAUUAGUGAGGUACGUUCAGGGUACACCAUCUUCUGGAAGGGAAAGGAUGCAGGAGAACCACGCAUCCAUGGUGCAGGAUUUGCCGUAAAAACGAAAAUAGUGAAAGAUCUUCGACUUACACCUGUCUCAAUUAAUGAAAGACUGAUGACUCUUAGAGUACCCAUUGGUUCAGACAGAUUCAUCACCUUCGUCUCUGCAUAUGCUCCUACUUUAGACAGUGAUGAAGACACAAAGAAUCAGUUCUACCACCAACUGAACAGUACUCUCUCUAAAAUACCCAUUCAAGAUAAAUUAAUUUUACUUGGUGAUUUCAAUGCCAGAGUGGGAAGGGACAACCGUUUUUGGAGAGAUGUCAUGGGUAAACAAGGGGUGGGAAACUGCAAUGCAAAUGGGUUGCUACUUCUUGGUCUGUGUGCUGAGCACGAGCUUUUCAUCUCCAAUACCCAAUUCCGUUUGCGUAACCGCUAUAAGACCACAUGGAUGCACCCACGCUCCAAACAUUGGCAUCUUAUAGACUACGUUAUUACGCGACAGCGUGACAAGAAAGACAUUCUCAUCACAAAAGCAGCACUAAACAUCGAUGAGUGCUGGACGGACCAUAGACUUUUAGUCAGCCGUUUGAGAGUACCAAAGUAUCGCAAGCCACGAUCCCACUUUUCAAACCCACCACGCAGAAAAUUCAACAUAAGCAACCUGAACAACAAAAAUGUUCGCUCACACUUCCAAGACAUACUGUCCGAACAACUUAACAAAGCUCCAGCAACCACAGAUGACGUCGAACAAAAAUGGACCACAUUAAAGAACAUCAUCAAAGAAACUGCUGAGAAUGUUGUUGGUUGUAGUGCACGGAAAAGAAGUGACUGGUUUGAUGACAACCACGGAGAAAUCCAAGCCAUCAUCAAUGCAAAGCGGGAUGCUUACCUAUCCCUUGCUCAAGAUCCAUCCUGCGCAGAAAAGAAAGCACACUUUCUAGAACUCAAGCAGAAAUGUCAAAGUGAAAUACGAGUAAUCAAGAACAAAUGGUGGCAACAGAAAGCCACAGAACUCCAAAAUCUUUCUGAUGCAAGGAACCUGCGUGGCUUUUAUGCUGGUAUUAAAGAGCUGUAUGGACCUAUCCGCUCAUCAUCAGGAGCACUUAAAGCUGCUGACAACUCCACCAUUCUUACUGAAACGGUGCGCCACCGCAGGGAGGAGCCAGGCGGGGGUCGCGGGUGGGGUCUGGCUACAGCCCGAGCGGGGGCGGAGGGGCGGCCGCCUGAAUAUCUCCCGCAGCAGCGGACUUUCGGCGUGCCACCGCCCACGCACCCGCCCCCGCGUCAGCCGCUUCCUCCGUACACGGCGCCUCCUUUACGCAGCUUCCGGCAGACCAAGGAGGCGGCCCCGGAAUGCGUUCCCGCAAAUCUCCGGCAUCGUUUGCUGCCCCGGCAGCGGCCGACACCGCGAUUUACUGGCCGCUUCCUCGCGGCGGUUACCCUUGCUCUGUGUAUAUCCGCCGGUCUGUAA